Hyposmocoma kahamanoa is the source of this 1625-nucleotide messenger RNA. RefSeq lists its product as uncharacterized. The record is from RefSeq and is a predicted model, not a curated record. Gene Ontology annotation, cellular component: extracellular matrix. The transcript is spliced from 4 exons. The coding region runs from base 165 to 1409 and encodes 414 amino acids. Lineage: Eukaryota; Metazoa; Arthropoda; Insecta; Lepidoptera; Cosmopterigidae.
CGCAUAGCGCGUCUUCAUACAGCCCCAACCUUGGCAAUGAUUCACACUAUUUUCUUCUAAUAAUACUUGAAAAUUUCACAUUUUACAAAAAAUAUUAUGUAAUGGUUCUAUUUCGGUGUCAGUGAUAUUGCGGCUCAAGCUGGAUGCGAAAUUAGUUUGUGAUCAUGGAUAAAUUUUUAGCUCUAUUGGUCCUCUUUGCAAGUCUUUCAGUAUUAAGAUGUCAAGAAGAGGAAGCAAUAGGCGGUAGUGCAGAAAUUCCAACUUCAACAGGAAAUCCAAACUACUCGUUCAGCUAUGGCGUGGCCGACGCUGGUACUGGAGACAUUAAGUCUGUGUGGGAAACGAAAGAAGGUGACACAGUGAAAGGUCAUUACAGCGUGGUAGAACCAGAUGGAUCUAUGAGAACUGUAGAAUACUCAGCGCAUCCAAAAACAGGUUUCACAGCAGUAGUCAAUAACGGAGGGGAGAAAAUAGACCAACCCGAAAGUGGACGAAGUUUCGAAGAUAAAGCCAUGAGGGAGUAUGGAAAGUUUGAUUUUGGUGACGAACCAGAAUUUGACUCAUAUUUGCCCCUUGACAAUAAAAAGAAAUCAAGACAUCCAUUUGACACUGAAUUUAAGGACUACUCUUCAAAAAAACGACCUAAGUUUCCAACAGAUUUGGAGUCCAGCGAGUUUUCUCACAGUGUAUCUAUAAAACACCCUCGUGAUGAAACAGGGGCUGCAAGUGAAUCCCACAGCCACUUUGGACUUGAUAUUGAUCCAAAUUGUAAACAUAAACACAAACAUUUCGGUGCCCAAAGCGCAGGCACCAAUUUAUACACUAAUGUGGCCGACGGUGCAAGAUAUCCACCGUUACUGACAACUGACAGCUUUGUGCAACCGUCUACGCUCAAUUUUGAUAAAUAUAUUAACCAAUAUGACUUUGGAAACAAAUUACCAAAACUUGAACCUAAUUUGAACUAUGAGAAAUUAGUAAGCCCUUACGCUUUAGCUGGAAGGAUACCACCUUUAGAAGGUAGGUACCCGACUGUACAAGAAUUUGAACUAAAAAAUAGAUACAGGUAUCCGUUCGUUCCUGAUAUCCCAUCUGUAGAAAGUGUAUAUGAUGAUGAUGUGCCUGUUCGACCUAAGAAGAAAUAUAGACCUUAUAAAGAAUCUGACUAUCGUUAUCCAAGUGAUGACCCUGAAAAUUACUGGCCUAAAAAGAAAAGGAAGAAUCCUCCGAGAGACAGAGACCCUGAUCUUUCGGAUGAAGAUGACGAAUACGAGCGACCAUCUCGUUAUCCUGACGAUGACGACGAACAACCUACUCGAAAUAGAGGCAAAGGCCCGAAAAAAGAAGUAAUUCGUAAGAUUAUAAAAAAACGAAAGCCGGGCUUCAACAUAUUAGAUAUCUUGGAUAUUUAAGAAUAGCGCUUAAUACAAAUUAGGUUACAGUGAAUAGUACUCGCUUUGAAAUGUUGUUGACAUGAUAAUCACAAUACGUGAAAUGAUGGUUUAGAGAAAGGAUUUGCUCAAACUUCAUUGUUAUUUAUUUUACACGAAAAUUUAUUUCAAAUAGAACCUUAGUCGAGGACUAAAUUAUAUCGAGUUCUUAGGUUUUCGCGAUUGUUACACAUAGGA